Messenger RNA from Dreissena polymorpha, 642 nucleotides. RefSeq lists its product as uncharacterized. The record is from RefSeq and is a predicted model, not a curated record. NCBI's taxonomy places the organism in Eukaryota, Metazoa, Mollusca, Bivalvia, Myida, Dreissenidae. The transcript has 5 exons. Bases 1 to 519 code for a protein of 172 amino acids.
AUGUGGGUCUGUUUCUUUUGUCGGGUCAAUAGGAGACUUCACUCGUCUUUUACCACGCUACUUGACGGAAAACGUCCUGCCAGAAAGGUGGCGGGUUUCCUUCUUUUGCCUGUUUGCAGACACGACAGUGAUUGUCACUGUACUGACAACUUUCAGGCAAAAUGCACAAAUUCAACAAAUCGACACAUUUGUGGCACAUGCCAUCCAGUUAAAUGCUUGCACGAUAGUGACUGUCACUGUAAUGUUGACAACUUUCAAGCCCGAUGUUAUAAAGAUGAACAUGAAUCCUAUUGUACCCCUUGCUUACAAGUUUCACCUGCUCCAUCGACCACAGCAGCAGUAAUCAUAUCGACCCCUGUACCCACUCCGGAACAACCACAAUCGGAUUGCUCUGAGUUCGACCCAACAUUACAUCGAUGGCAUGACAGCUCGGCCUGCUUCUUGCCUCACAUGCUUGAAGUACUCUUUUCGGAUCCAAAGCAGGCGAGGUAUUGCGCUGUUCAAUGUGGAUGUUGCUAGGCCUCGCUAAUAAGCUAUGGGAACCAUCGCAAAGCCCUACAGAUGAGAAACUUAUCUUACCAUUAUUUGUUAAAUACAAAUAGCAAUUGAAUGUAUUCGCAACUAAAUAAAUGAAAAAUCUUA